Lepus europaeus (European hare) is the source of this 5107-nucleotide messenger RNA. It is a transcript of the gene CCP110, whose product is annotated as centriolar coiled-coil protein 110. Gene Ontology annotation, biological process: regulation of cytokinesis; centriole replication; centrosome duplication. Lineage: Eukaryota; Metazoa; Chordata; Mammalia; Lagomorpha; Leporidae. The record is from RefSeq and is a predicted model, not a curated record. Gene Ontology annotation, cellular component: centriole. The transcript has 16 exons. Bases 325 to 3360 code for a protein of 1011 amino acids.
CGGCGGCGGUUGCCAGGAGCCCGCGUUGUCGCUUCUGAGACCCGUAAUAUGGCGGGGAGGAGGAGGCGAAGGCGGCGGCGGACCGAACUGUGCUCUGUCAGUACAAGUUGAGCCAUUUGCUUCCUGCCUGACAAGGCUCGUGGCGAAGGGAGAAAGCCUGACGGGGCCGUGGGGCUUCAGGUGUGGACCGCAGGUGGCAGCAAAGAUGGCUGAAGUAAUUUCGGUCCCCGCCACCCACGUGGGAGACUUGGAUUGAGUUCCCGUUUCCUGGCUUUGGCCUGGUCCAGCCCUAGGUGUUAGAGGCAUUUGUGUGACUGUUGGACGAUGGAGGACUAUGAGACGUUCUGUGAGAAGAGCCUUGCCAGAGCCCGGGAGGCCUGGGUACGCAGCGAGAGCUUCCUGCCCGCGCAGUGGGACGGCGUCUCGCUGAUCCGCUUCCGUGGAGUGGCCGUGCUGUCGCCACUGCUUAGCACUGAGAGAAGGAAGGAAAUGCAGCAAGAGAAGCAGAAAGCACUCGAUGUGGAAGCGAGAAAGCAGGCCAAUAGGAAAAAAGCCUUACUAACUCGUGUCCAGGAGAUUAUUGACAACGUUCAGGUUAGGAAAGCACCUAAUGCCAGUGAUUUUGAUCAGUGGGAGACAGAAGCUGUUUACUCGAAUUCAGAAGUCAGGAACUUGAAUGUUCCUGCUACACUUCCCAGUAGCUUGCCAAGCCCUCCUGAGCACUCUACUUCAGCAAAGCUUGAAAAGAUAACUGGAAUUUUGCCAUUGGAUGAUGAGGACCCGGGUGAAACGAACGGGCUGGACUCCUCUGGAGAUUCAGGGGGGCUGACUUCUCCAAAGCAGUGUGAUGGCUCCGAUACCAGUCGCCCAGACAUGGAAGCUUCUCCAAAGCCCUCCUCAGCCACCCCACAAGAGAUGCUUCUUUCUGAUGGUCUCCUCCCCACAAAGGAAGAACAGCAUCCAUCACGCUUGGCAGAGGUCAUCCCAGAUCCCUACGUAAUGAGUCUCCAGAACCUGAUGAAAAAGUCGAAAGAAUAUAUAGAAAGAGAACAGUCGAGACACAGUCUGAGAGGUGGUGUGCGGAGGAGCGUUCAUGAGACUCACUCCGACAAAGAAAAUGAUGCUGUCAAGGUGCCUGAUGGUCUAAAGGAGAAGGCACCGUCGACGAGCAAGCACCACGGCUCAGGCCUUCCUGACAAGCCAGGCCUUCCUAAGUCAAAUGCCCUCCAAGGUGCUUCCACCCAGGCAAGCAGCAUGACCCUGUCUGUUUUAGCUAGCUUUCCUAAAGUGGGCAUACCUGUACAAACUGGCCAUCCCACCGUUCCAGAUUCGGAUUCUGAUUUUAAAGUUACUCCCACUUUGGUUAGUGAAAAUAAUGUUGUCAAAAGUCUUACAGGUUCAUACGCCAAAUUACCUAGUCCGGAGCUAAGCACAAGUCCUAAGAUGCACCGGAGACGUUCCAGGCCGUCAUCAGCAUGUCAUAUACUCAUUAAUAACCCGAUAAAUGCCUGUGAACUAAGCCCUAAAGGAAAAGAACAGGCAGUGGACUUAAUUGUUGAAGGUACUGAUGAAAAAACAAACGUACCUGAAACCGUGCCAGAGUUCCCAGUUGAUUUACCAGGCGUGUGUUCGAGCAAGGUGCACGUCAGCAAAACUGCACAUGAAGCCCCAGAAGACAGCACUUCAGGUCGGUCAGGUCAGGUGUGCCAGUCUGCACGCCAUCAAGUAGAAAAUAAAGUUUCUCCUGGCCUUGGUACCGCGGAAGGUCGGUCAGCCUCCGAGGAGAGAGGAGCACACAAAAUGAACAGUGCGUGUACUGCAAUGCCAAGAUUGCCUGAACUGCGUGCCACUAGUCCGUCUCGAGCAGGUCAAAACUUUGGACCCGCGAGUGGACUCCAGUCAGCCAGUACGUUAGAGAAAAACUACAACUUACAUAUGGAACUGAAUAAGUCUUAUGAUGUAAAAAACCCAUCUCCUUUACUGAUGCAGAACCAAAACACCAGACAGCAGAUGGACACACCCCCAGUGUCCGGUGCAAAUGAGCAAUUUCUGGAUAACAGUUUUGACAAAGUUAAACGGAGACUUGAUUUAGAUAUCGAUAGUUUGCAAAAAGAAAACUUCCCCUACGUCCUAACAACUGGAAUGGCUGAACAGGAAAGGCAACAUUUACCGGAGAAAAGAUACCCUAAGGCAUCUGUCUACAAUAACAAGAAUAAAAUAUUGGAAACUAGUUUGAAAGAAGGUGAGGGGAUCCUAAAAAGUAAGAUGCUGGCGUUUGAAGAGAUGCGGAAGAGACUAGAGGAACAGCACGCCCAGCAGCUAUCACUGCUCAUCGCUGAGCAGGAGAAGGAGCAGGAGAGGCUGCAGAAGGAAAUAGAAGAACAGGAGAAAAUGUUGAAAGAGAAGAAGGCGAUUACAGUGGAAGCCCCUGAGUUGGACGUUAACAGUGUGGUAGACUUGGAGUGGAGAAAAAUCAGCGACUCUGGUUUGCUAGAAUCAAUGCUGUCCCAAGUGGACUCAUUCCAUACUUCACAUUUAAAUAGUUCAGGUUUCACGAAUUCUGCCCUGCAGUACAGCUUUGGUUCUGCAAAUGAAGCACCAUUCUACCUCUGGGGAUCGUCCGCUAGUGGCUUGACCAAACUCUCAGUCCCAAGGCCUUUCGGAAGGGCCAAAGCUAGAUGGUCUCAGGUUUUUAGUCCAGAAGUACAAGCGAAAUUUAACAAAAUAACUGCGGUGGCAAAAGGAUUUCUUACUCGUAGGCUUAUGCAGACAGAUAAGCUGAAGCAGCUUCGACAAACUGUGAAAGAUACCAUGGAGUUCAUAAGAAGCUUCCAGUCAGAAGCGCCAUUGAAGAGAGGCGCUGUGUCAGCACAAGAUGCCUCCCUUCAGGAAAGAGUGUUGGCUCAGCUGCGAGCUGCCCUGUAUGGUAUCCAUGACAUAUUCUUUGUCAUGGACGCGGCUGAAAGAAUGUCCAUUCUACAUCAUGAUCGCGAAGUUCGCAAAGAGAAGAUGCUCAGACAAAUGGAUAAAAUGAGAAGUCCACGGGUGGCUCUUUCAGCUGCAACACAGAAAUCACUUGAUAGGAAGAAGUUCAUGAAAGCUGCUGAAAUGGGAAUGCCAAAUAAGAAAUUUCUGGCUAAACACAAUCCCUGUGAAACAAGAGUCCUUCAGCCAAUCCAAGGACAGAAUGCACCCGUUCAUAGGCUACUUAGUAGACAAGGAACCCCUAAGACAUCAGUGAAGGGGGUUGUGCAAAGUAGACAGAAGUCUUCACAGAGCAGAGUGCCUAACAGAGCGCCUGUUUCAGGAGUAUAUGCAGGAAAAAUCCAAAGAAAGCGGCCAAAUGUUGCGACAAUUUAAGAAGACAACACUCAUUAGGAUAAAAAGUGGGGGAAGAUGUAAUAAUCUGUAUAUUUUUUCCCCGUGCAAGACUUUAUAUUUAACCCUGGACUGUUUACACUGGCAAAGUGACAUCAAAGCGCUGAGCAGUUGUCUGGAUAAUUUGGUCACUCUGGUUAAUCCUGUCCCACACCCCCGUUUUUCCCCUCAUACUAUUAGGUUGGAGUGAAGACAAAUGAGAGUUGAGUAAUUGCCUCACUCUGUUCUUAAGCUAUAAGUUUGUUUUAUGCUCCCAGAUGUCUACAGAGACCCUCUUUGUAAACUUAAAGGACUUUGGAUUUAUUUUUCAAUAUUGAAAAGACUUGCAAAGUUACAACCAAGUUCUGAAACAUACAUGUCGUUCAUCUGUGCAUACCGACUGCUGAAUUUGAUAAACAAGUUGGAUACCCUGCUAGCAAAGGGGAAAUGACUGCAGAAGAGCGUUUUUUCCUACUGUGGCAGCUUACAAGCAUGCGGGUUAGUCUCUCAGUGGCCUGACUCUCUGACUGACAUGACCACGUAGGAUAAGACACUGGCCUGCUCACUGUGGUCCACCUAAGGUCUAUCACAGGAGACGCGUGGGUCACCAGUUUGGUCGGUAGCAUACAUGCUGGUAAAUGACCAAUUGUCUUACAGAAAUGCGAGGUUUCAUGGAUGCUGUCCUAGUACUGUAAGAACUAGAUUACUGGAUUAGCAGAUCUUUGUGCGGGACAAGACAGCACACUCUUCAGGAAUGUAGCUCUUGAGACUGUGUUAUCAUGGCCAUCUCUGUAGAAUAAGAAUACCAUGUUGCAUGCCAUUCUGUUUUCCAUGUCGUCUGUAUGUUUUAUUUCUUCAUAGUCUGCUUUAUCUAGCAUGCUUGAUUUAGAAGAGAGGGAAGGGCUAUAGCAUACCAUGACAUACCCAUCUUUCACACGGGGUAGUAAUAUUACCGAGUUAGAAUUCUGCAUCACUAACAUAUUUGUUAAAAGUCCCAGCCAACCACUGUUACCAAGAGAACAUCAUUCGAUCACAGAGAAAUAUUGCUUAAUUUAUCAUGCCAUUUCUAAAAAGGGCUUUGUUCUUCUCACAUGGACCUGGGCCUGUGUAUAUUUAAUCUUUCUAACUUGAAUUUUAAAGAGAUGCUGGUAUUUUGAAAACGCAGCCUAUAUUUAUUCUUAAUACCUGUAAGAAUAUGGAGAUAAACAUUGUUUUUCCCCCCUAAUUUUCUGUGUCAUUUAAAAUUGAACUUACGUAUCCAGCUGUAGGAAGAAAAUAUAAUCUACUCUGGAUUUCAAUUUGGCUUUCGUUAUUGGGAUGCAUCAUUUAUUGAAUGAGUGAACCAGAAAACUAGGAGACAGUCGAAAAAUGUCCAAGUUACCAACUUUUUUAUUUAUGGGGAAAGUAUACCGAAAGAUUAUCUUCUGAAUAGGGUCGACUGCGUAAUAACUCCGAACACUCAGGAUACGGCUUGUCCAUGUCAUUGUAAGUCUCCAGUAAGACAGAGCUAAAGAUUUUGUGCGUUGUAAUACAGAUUAGUUGAAACUCAUAGUGCAUUUGAGAAAAAGUUGUAACUAGUUUUAGGUUAAGAAUGAGAAAUGUGAGUGUGUUUUUAAUUUAAAGACUAAAGUGUGGGGUUUUAUUUUUUUCAACGUUCAUAGCUGUUUCUCAUUAAGUGCCAUUGUUUUGUGCUUUUGAUGAAUUUUUAUUUAUAUACAUUAUUUUUAUCAUUAUUUUUACUUUGACUGGA